AUGGCCAAACUUGAAGAUGAUUACCUCCUACCAAUCUACAGUCUACCAUUCUGCAAGUGGCGUCGUAACAAGUGCGACGAUCUGCACGCUUGCGCCGUCACUGCAGAUACAGUCGAUAAUGAUGCCCUCACUACCACCGCUGAUACUAAUGCCUCAAACGGUGUUGAAAGUGAUCCUACCCACCAGUCCCUUCUGGGCGGACAUGAUUGUUGGGCGUCACUGUGCAGCUAA
Messenger RNA from Hydatigera taeniaeformis, 231 nucleotides. The record is from the annotation of a GenBank genome assembly. NCBI's taxonomy places the organism in Eukaryota, Metazoa, Platyhelminthes, Cestoda, Cyclophyllidea, Taeniidae.